Messenger RNA from Phytophthora sojae, 915 nucleotides. RefSeq lists its product as hypothetical. Bases 1 to 915 code for a protein of 304 amino acids. The record is from RefSeq and is a predicted model, not a curated record. The transcript is spliced from 3 exons. NCBI's taxonomy places the organism in Eukaryota, Oomycota, Peronosporomycetes, Peronosporales, Peronosporaceae.
AUGCAGCAGCUGAAGGAGCAUGUGACACAGCUGCAGAUGCAACUGGAGCGACUGAAGAGGGCGAAGGCCUCGUGGCAACAAGCGGAACAACUGAAUGCGCAGCUGAAGACGUUGCUGCGCAAAGUGGUAAAGAGGUCAAAGACCAUGCAGGACGCGUUCCAGAAUCUCCAGUCUUUGGGCUGUGAGAUCAACGUGGCUGUUGGUGCGCCAUCUACGAUCCUCAUGGGAACGUCGCUGAGGAGCAACGACGCAACCCCGCAACUUGGCGAGCUUCGUGAAUACUUGGACCAAAUGUACGCCAUCGCACAUGACAUCAAGCGCGACCCAGUGACUGGCAGGAGAUAUGUGCAGCUGUCUUCGUUAACACCAUUGGCAAGCGACCUGGAUACUGCUAGUCGCAUGAUCUGGCGUGGAAUGCAUCUGAAGGGAGACAAGUGCUGCAAAUACUAUGUUCAUCGACUUCACGUGAACGCCAAUGCCAUCGCAAAGAGCUUUUUCUUGACGCUUGGCGACGCGCUAACCCCAUGCACACUUCACGGGGCAGCUUUCGCUCGGAAGUUUGAGGAGAGAGAUCGCAUCUUGUACAUCUGGACGACUGCUAUGGUACCAUCGCAGCAAGAAUCAGGAAACACAGGUUCAACCAACAAGCCGUGGAAGUUGCGCGUCCGAGAAAAAGGUUGGACCAUGCUGUCCCGAUCCCCAAGUAACCCAGAGCACGAGUCGGUAUUCCGAACUUGCUACGAAGUAUCAAGCGAGUUGGGUGAUUUCGGGCUUGACGAUGGGCCCACAUCAUUAACGCAGGUCGACUAUGACCGUAUUGGGAGCGGCUUCGUCAACCUGCUAAGCAGUGACUUGCGCAAGUUUCAUGAACGGGUUCAAGACAAGCUGAUGGCUGAAUCUGCAGGAGGUUGUUAA